UGAAACACCAAUCCACCCACGAGAAGCGCCAUCGUUUAGUUCCUGCCGGUGGCAUUAGCGGGGAACAUCUGAAUAUGGAGGCAAAUUCAGUUAUUCAUAAACCCAAAAGGCAGAAACUGAAUGAAAAACAAGGCAUUGAGGGGCAAAGCAAAUGCUUUGGUAACUUACCAGAUGUGGUUCUUCGACACAUUCUUUCCUUUCUUCCCAUAAAAGAUGCUGUUAGAACGAGUGUACUUUCUAAAAGGUGGGAAUUCCUUUGGACUUCUAAUCCCAAUCUUAAUUUUGGAGAAGCUGUGCCUGGUAUGAGAAGAAUGCUCAUGUAUUUUGUGGAAAGAGUGCUUUAUCUUCGGGGAUCGUCUGAUAUAAAAGAAUUUCUUCUCGAUUUUGAUGUGGAAUGUGAUGCAUCUCUUGUCAAGUCAUGGAUCACUGCUGCAGUAAGGCGUAAUGUUCAAACUUUGAGUCUCUGCCUUUGGGACUUGAGACGACAUUUUUCCUUGCCUCCUUGUGUGUUUAGUUGUAAGACACUGAGAAGCUUCUUCCUUGAUAUGCCGUCUAUCCUCAAAAUUCCUUCUAGAAUCUGUUUCUCAAAUCUAGAGAUACUGAGUAUCACAGGUGUUACAUUUUUGGAUGGUAACACAACGCAGCAGCUUUUUUCUGGUCUGCCAGCCCUUGAAGUGUUGUAUUUAGAGAAUUGCAGAUGGGGGUGUCGCAAAGUUCUGAGUAUUUCUGCCCCCAAGCUUCAUUCUUUAACCAUAAUCGAAGCUCAUAUGCAGGAUCCGAGUGAUUGUCAGUUCAAGAUUUUGGGAGCUACUCUUAAAUGUUUUCUUUACACUGGUGAAUUCUUCAACGAAUAUUGCUUUUAUGACUCGUUCUCACUAGAAAGGGCAGAUUUUGAUGUUGUUUGCUGUGGUAAGUGGGCAAGUAAUGAGAGGGCAAGACAAGUUGCUUACCGCAUGUUUAAGGUGCUUUUAUCGAUCCCUAAUGUAAAAGACCUAAGACUAUAUGGUAUUGGAUAUGAGGUUUUAGCAUAUGCACCAGAACUCCUACCUAAGAUGCCUAUCUUCAAUAAUCUGUGGUAUUUGAAAUUGGGGACAUUAAAUCUUGAAUGUGCAGCACUAUUGAAGAUAUUGCAAAAUUCUCCCUGUCUUGAGACUCUAAAAUUUUUUGAGAUCGAUCCGAUUUCCAAUUGUGAGAAAGUUGAUCUAAUAUUGGAUCCAGCCACUUCAUGUUUCUUGUCUCAUCUCACGCGCAUUAAAUUUUGUCGUUAUGAUGGAAAGGACUUUAAUGCAGUAAAGAUUUUGCUCAAGAAGGCAAUUGCUUUGGAUGAAAUAGUUAUAUCUUUUGAAAAGUCUGUUGAAAAGAACUUAGAGAUGCAAGAAAAUCUCCUCAAACAGUUGAUAAAGCUCCCUAAAGGGUCAGAAAAUUGUGAAAUCACUUUGAAAUGAGCUUUUCUUGAACUCUUGCUCUAAAAAAAGCCAUUAAUUAAUUUCUGUAAUGGCUUGUUAGCAUUUUACCCUACCUAGGCAACUUGCUGUAAUAGAAUGUUGGUUUAUGUUAUUUGUGAUAAUUAGUUUUGAA
This is a messenger RNA of Corylus avellana, 1578 nucleotides long. RefSeq names its product F-box/FBD/LRR-repeat protein At5g56420. Gene Ontology annotation, molecular function: protein binding. The record is from RefSeq and is a predicted model, not a curated record. NCBI's taxonomy places the organism in Eukaryota, Viridiplantae, Streptophyta, Magnoliopsida, Fagales, Betulaceae.